GCAGGACUAAUGAAUUAAAAAUCUUGGACUCUUGACAGUUCACUGCUUUAAUAAUGCCUCUGAUGGAAGGGUUUUUUGCCCCAUGAAGCAUGACAACACUGUAAUCCUUCGUUGUUGGAAAAGGAAGGGAAGGGAAGGAACAGUGAAAUUGUGAAGGAAAACGGAAAAGGGUGGUCCUGAGGGACUGAAAAGCCUAUGGGAAGUGCAGGUAGCAGCAUGUUGUCCUGACAGCUGUUUCAACUUCUCAGACCUUGUCAGUUUGCUGCUAUGUAGCAGGUGCAGCCUUUUCUUCUAUUGAAUCUUUACUCCAUAAAGGCAGCGACAAGCCAAGGCAGUGGCUGGCCCUGGAUUAUACAAGUGCAGACACUACUAAGUGAGAUUCAUUUUCUUUCAUUCUCUGAGAGGAAGACCUUUUGAGAUUCUUUGGUGGUUGCUGUCCAAUCUGGAUAAGGAUGUGGCCCAUGGAGCUCAACUCAGGACAACUCAUUUACACUGAAAUAGUGACAAUAAGCUGGAACACAUACGUAAACGCAUAGGCUCAAGUGCCCACAUGAUCACCACCGCAAGGGUACCUGCUGAUAAACCGAUACGAAUUGCCUUCAGUCUAAAUGACUCCGCAGAUGAUACACCCCCUGAGAAUGCUUUUCCUUUGGCUUUUCCAGAUUUAGAAAAGCAGCUCCAGCCUCUACCUCCUUGCCAUGACUCAAAGGAAUCUAUGCAGGUGUUCAAACAGCACUGCCAAAUAGCAGAAGAAUACUAUGAAGUCAAAAAGGAAAUUGCACUGCUUGAAGAAAGAAAAAGGGAGCUGAUCUCUAGGCUAGAUCAAGCUGAGAAAGAAAACAUGGAUGCUGCUCAGCUAACUAAGGAAUACACAGACCUGUCAGAAGAGAACCGGACACUGAAGCUGGCCCAGACGCAAUGUGUCGAACAGCUGGAGAAGCUUAGAAUACAGUAUCAAAAGAGGCAAGGAUCAUCAUAACUUUGAAUGAACCGGUCUGAGCCAAAAAAAAAUCUGGGCUCCUGUUCUGUGCUAGGCAAGUGUUCCUUCCCCCUCCAAGGUUUCCUCUGAUAUGUUGGAACACUUCAAUUGCAGAAUAUGCAAAUGUCUAAAAUGGAUUUAAUGCUUGCCAGCCACUAGCUUAAUAUGUAUAUUUUUAUUUGUUAUAUAAUAGAUAUUUUAUUUCAAGUAACAUAAUUGAAUGCUUAGCUAUCCCCAUUAUAUGUCCAAAUGGAUCAGUGAAUAUAUUUCUUCCAAUUUUAGGAAGAUACAAGCACACUAGAAACUGAUUUGAAUAGUCUUUAUGUUGGGAAGUGGACCAUACUAAGGCAUAUUAGUAGGAACACUGUUAAAUAUGGGGAACACUGGAGCGCACGCCUGUUCUUUCAUGAACCUAAACAGCUUAUGGGAGAAAAACUAGUUCAUUUAUCUGACAAUAUAUGCCAAAGGGCAAUCAUACACUGAAUAACUUUUAAAAACGAGUAACAUGGCACCUCAAUCACUUUCUUUAAAUAACUAUUGCUGUAAUCCUAUACAAAGUUACCUGGGACUAAGUCCUAUUAUGCUCAUUGGGACUUUCUUCUGAGUAGACUUGCAUAGGAACACAUGGCAAAUUGGCAACAGUGAUUUGUACAACUUUGAUGUGGCAAGGAAAUGGAAAAGGGCACAUUUCCUUGUAUAGUACUGUACCAAUCUUAACAUUUUCCUUGAAAGUGAGCCCCAUUGAUCUUAAUCUUAUUUUAAUGAGCUUGUAGUCUUUCCAAGAGGAGGUCUUAUAGAUAUUUCAGGGACAGGACUUGCUUCUCAAUAUAAGUGUGCUCAGAAUCAGAAUGUUUAUGUAAUCCAAAUUAAUAAUAGUAAUAAUAAUUUUAUUAUUUAUACCCUGCCCAUCUGGCUGGGUUUCCCCAGCCACUCUGGGUGGCUUACAGCAUAUAUAAAAACAUAGUAAAACAUCAAACAUUAAAAACUCCCCGAUUAGGGCUGCCUUCAGAUGUCUUCUAAAAGCUGUGUAGUUCUUUAUCUUCUUGACAUCUGAAGGGAGAGCGUUCCCCAGGGAAAUAAUAACCUUUUCUGUGCAUGACACCUUGGAUUUGUCUAUCCAGACUUUCCAGGUGUGGUUCCAUGCAGUGAGCCAGCGGUUUGAAUGUUGGUGCCAUGCGCAUCAGAAUAGGUCAGUUUUCACACACCAUCUUCUUGGCUGCCUGCAGCAUUUUGAGUCUGAGUGAUAACAGUGUGAGAAACCAGUUUGGGUGACAUUUCGAAGCUGAUUUAGUGCAUAGCAAAGUCUGACUAAGAACUGGGGGCAGAAAGCAUUGUGGGAAUCGGCCUAUAUUGCCACAUAGCUGCAUCUUCAAGCCAAAGUAGAUGACUUCAGAUGAGAUCUGUGAUUGGAUGUAUUGACUUUCCUUCUCAUUUUUUUCGUCUUAAAAGCACUCCUAUGCCUGCCCGUCCCACCAUUUCAAUCAGGAUCAUAGUGCAGAGGGAGGCAAAGGCGUAACCAGAUCUCAUAACUGGAGAUAAAGGAGCUCUUGAGAAAAGUACAGUCUAAAAUGUCUGUCUGUGUGUAUGAGAAAGAGAGAGAGAGAGAGAGACUUCUCCCUUGCCCUAUGUAAAUGACAGCCCUAUGCAUUGUCAGACAAAAAUAUUAUUGAAUUCCAGGCAAUUCUGAGCAUACUUUUAAAUCAGAUCCAUUAAUAGUGGUGAGCCCUAGUUCUGAGUAUCGACUGUUAGGAUCAGGAUAUUAAAAUUAUGUGUCAUCUUUUUGGCAUGCAAGAAAUAGAAAAAUAACAUGAAGAUACCAGAGUGGUAAACAGUUAAGAUUAUAUAGUUGUCAGUUGGAGCACCAGUCUGAAAAGCAUCACUUGGAAGUAAGUUCAGUAAUGGGAUUUCCUUUUGGGUAAUGUGUUUAGGUUUGUGGUGUAAAAGUAGUGUAGUAUCCGUAUCAAUUUUCUAGGAGAAAUAGCUAAGCAUAAAAGAUUAAUAUCAAGUAUUUCCUUCCUCUAUUGGUAACUCUGUUUUCAUGAAUCAGCUAAAAAUUCUUUGUUAUACUUCCAUUUCUAUUCAUACAGUAUUUUUUUUCAUUAAAAUACAAUUUUAAAAGUUA
Molecule: messenger RNA, 3101 nt
Organism: Zootoca vivipara (common lizard)
Lineage: Eukaryota; Metazoa; Chordata; Lepidosauria; Squamata; Lacertidae
Gene: MAP3K7CL
Product: MAP3K7 C-terminal like
Cellular component (GO): cytosol; nucleus
Source: RefSeq, a predicted model, not a curated record